GAAUAUAGACCCCAGGUUAUCCUGUCAUUUCCAGGACCUCAUCCUAAAUUACAUUUCUUACCGCAGCCCCUUUUCUGCCGCCAUGGCAACCAUGCAAGGAAUGGAAGGGACCAUAUCAGAGGCUGGUCCUGGUGGGUACCAGCUGGAGCAACCCCCUGUUAUCCAGUCACAUCUGUGGAAAAGGAUGCCAGAGAAGUUUUUGAAGGGGGAGCCCAAAGUCCUUGGGGUCGUGCAGAUCCUGAUUGCCAUGACGAACCUCAGCCUGCAAAUAAUAAAGAUGAGCGCCAUAUUGCCACUUUCUGACACACAUUCUGUUUCAGGGCUGGACGUGUACAUAAUUGGGAGGCCAGUGAUGUUUAUUAUUUCAGGGUCCUUGUCAGUUGUAGCAGGAAUUAGAACUACAAAAGGUCUGAUUCAAACUAGCCUAGGAUUAAAUAUCUUCAGUUCUGUCUUGGCUGGAGUAGGGGUCCCCUUUGCUAUCUCCUCCUUGGAAGACUUUCGAGCAGGUGUCUCUGCCUGCAUCUUUUAUCAGAGGUUGGAGAGUUGUUCCAUGGCCAUGGCCAUUUUAAUGAGUCUGGAUGCUGUGGCGCUCCUUUUAACCGUGCUAGAGUUCUUCGUUGCUCUGACCCUAUCUGCCUUUGGAUGCAAAGUCACCUGUUGUCAUCCUGGCGGGGUUGUGUUGAUUCUGCCAUCAAAUCCUCAUGUGGCGGAAACAGCAUCUCCCACACCAUUUACAGAGGUCUGAUGUCACCAACAGAUCAACAGCAAAAUGUUCCAGAAAACCUAUCCUGCCAGUUGGGCAAGGACACCACUUGGGGAAGUACCAGAAUCCAACUCUGAUAUAUAUACAUACAUAUGUGUGUGUGUGUGUGUGUGUGUAUAUAUAUAUA
Panthera uncia (snow leopard) is the source of this 890-nucleotide messenger RNA. Its product is annotated as membrane-spanning 4-domains subfamily A member 4A-like. Lineage: Eukaryota; Metazoa; Chordata; Mammalia; Carnivora; Felidae. Bases 83 to 745 code for a protein of 220 amino acids. Gene Ontology annotation, cellular component: Golgi apparatus; membrane. The record is from RefSeq and is a predicted model, not a curated record. The transcript has 6 exons.